AUGUCUCCAAGCGAAGUCCCUUCAAAAGAUGAUGAUUUCAACCCAAUCAGGGCCAGAGCACACUAUACAAACGGUGUCAAUGGUACAGCCAACGCCCCAUUACCGCACUUGAUGGAAGCUCUUUACUCAGAAUCUGUUGUGGCCAAAAUAUGGAAUAUAGCGAGCAAGGCACUUUCAAGUAGCAAACCACCCGUCCUUUACCCUGAAUACACCGAUAACAAUGGCACAUAUGUCUACCGCACCCUAGACUUCUGGACAUCGGGCUUCUUCCCCGGAUCGAUGUAUCUCCUUCUUGAACGCUUGAUCCGUCAUCCCCAAAGCAUCCCUGGAUCCGAAUCGACCGACAAUCAGUCCACGCCAAGACCGCACCGUCUUCAAUUGGAACAUCUUUGCCGUUGGUGGACCACAAAUCUCCACCAAAAUGCUCUAAAGCGAGACACCCACGACUUGGGCUUUAUGAUUGCACCAUGGGCGAUGCGAGCUUGGGAGCUGCAGCGCGAUCCCGCCGCAUACAAUAGCCUCGUAAUGGCAGCGCAUUCACUCGCUAGCAGGUUCAACGUCAAGACGCAGUGUCUCCGCAGCUGGGACGUAUGCAUCACAAACCGGUACUCAUACACCGACCCAUCCCAGGAUUUCCUGGUAAUUAUCGACAAUAUGUUGAACUUGGAUCUCCUUUUCUGGGUCGCACGAGAAACCUCCCAUGCAGAACUAUACAACAUUGCUCUGGCGCAUGCUCGAAUGACACAGAAGCAUCAUAUUCGUGAUGAUCACUCUACCUUUCAUGUUGUUAAUCUUGAUGCAGAUACGGGUAGUGUCAAAGCCAAAUUCACCAACCAGGGAUUCAGUGAUUCAAGUUGUUGGGCACGAGGCCAGGCGUGGGGAAUCAUGGGCUUUAUGCAGACGUUCGAAUGGACACAGGAAGAUUCAUUUCUGACCACGGCGCGGGGCUUGGCUGAUUACUUCAUUGCUCACCUGCCACUGGAUGGAGUACCGUAUUGGGACUUUACGGCGCCGGUCACUGAAGCGAGCCCACGUGAUACGUCUGCUGCAAUGGUCGCUGCUUGUGGCAUGCUGCUUCUGCAUAAAGCAUUGAAAGGCACUCCAGAUGGUGACUUCUAUCUGUUCGAGGCAAUCAAACUAGUUGAUUGCACGGUCGCAAUGUUCUUGACGCCUCCCACAGCUCGGUUUAUCACUGUACCUUCCACUUCUGAUGUUUUGGUUUAUCCAUACGGAUGUAUCGAUGGGCGGGAUGGAGACGGAUUUGAUACCAUAAGUGUCAUAGAUGAAUCGAGCACGAAGAAUUGCGAGACAAUCAUGCAAGGGGCCACAAUUAACAACUAUGAGUUUGCGCCAAGACGCUGGUCGAAUCAUGGGUUGGUAUAUGCGGACUAUUAUUUUCUGUUGUUUGGCAAUAUGCUGCUUGAUUUGGGGUUGACCGGCACCACGAGAUGCUAG
Molecule: messenger RNA, 1455 nt
Organism: Penicillium pulvis
Lineage: Eukaryota; Fungi; Ascomycota; Eurotiomycetes; Eurotiales; Aspergillaceae
Product: glycoside hydrolase family 88 protein
Exons: 3
Coding region: 1-1455 (484 amino acids)
Biological process (GO): polysaccharide catabolic process
Molecular function (GO): chondroitin hydrolase activity
Source: RefSeq, a predicted model, not a curated record